Impatiens glandulifera is the source of this 1950-nucleotide messenger RNA. Its product is annotated as inactive poly [ADP-ribose] polymerase RCD1-like. Gene Ontology annotation, molecular function: NAD+ poly-ADP-ribosyltransferase activity. NCBI's taxonomy places the organism in Eukaryota, Viridiplantae, Streptophyta, Magnoliopsida, Ericales, Balsaminaceae. The transcript is spliced from 7 exons. The coding region runs from base 34 to 1683 and encodes 549 amino acids. The record is from RefSeq and is a predicted model, not a curated record.
AAAUGACCAAUAUAUAAAUUGGAAGGUUCCAAAAUGGGUCCCGAGCAAAGAUUAGGGUUGUCAAGUGGGCGCAGCAGGAGUAAAAAAAGGGAGAAAUUUUCUCCGAAUUUGGUGUCUGAAUUCCUCUUGCUUGUUGGGAUUCAGUUGGUUGAAAUGGAAACAUCUGAUAGAGAGAGUAAGACUUCGAUGGACUUGAAAAGAAAGCGUCCUGCUGAGGGUGAAGCACAAUUCACCGGCUUAAAACAGAUGCAAUCUCUGCAGUGUAAUGCUUUGGAUGAUUUCCAGAGGCUGAUCAAGAGCGGGAAGUUAAACGCGUCAGUCAACAAGAGUGGUCCGUCUCCCCGUCCUGUCAUGAAGUCUUUGAUUCACUCUUAUUCAAACUUCAUGACCAGUCAAGUCCCUCAACGAAUGAUGUAUUAUCAAGAUGGUCAAUGGUGUGAUUCUCCUCAAGAUUUUAUCAGUCUAAUUAAGAAAGAUUUCCAAUUGAAAAGGGCAGCUACUCUGAUAGAGUUUAAUGGUCGUCAGCUUUUCCUAGAUUUUAUACAUAUGCUGCAAUUGGAUUUGAAAACAGGUUUGCAGCAGUCCAUUGCAUGGAUGGAUGAAUCAGGUCAAUCUUUCUUGCCGAAUUCUUAUGAAGAUAACCAUUUAGAGUCGCCUCCAAACCAUGAUGAUAUUAGGCUUCAGCUAGAGAUUGGGAUAAAUGGAUUCCAUAGCACUAAGGCGCAAGAAUCAAAUGCAAUGCUUCCCAAUCGAGUUAACGAGGUUGAGGUUGAGGUUCAGGUUCAGGUCGAGGCUACACAGAUGGUGGGAAACUUGUCUGAGUUUAUUGAUUCUAGAAGCGCAGAUCCGGACACAGAUACUGUGAGAAAAAUGUUUAUAACGGGUAUGAAUAACAUCAAAGGUAUAGAGAUUGUUGAUAUUUAUCGUGGUUCUAGUGCUUCAAUGGAAGCUCGAUUGGAGUUGUUUCACAAGCAAGUAGAAAUUACCAAAAAGAAUCGAGGUGAUGCAAAUGUUCAUUAUGCUUGGCUUCCUUCUAGUAACGAAAUGCUUUCUAGUACGAUGAUGUAUGGAGUUGGGGACACUAGAAAGCUCAGAUGUCAGUCAAAGUUUGGAGAUUGUGUUCAUUUAAUACCCUUAAGAGGCACUAUUUUUAGUGCAAGAGCUAGUGCUGUUGACAUAAAUGGGGCUCGACACAUGGUAUUCUGUCGUGUUAUUAUGGGAAACAUGGAGGUCCUUCAUCUAGAAUCGGAACAGUUCCAUCCUAGUAGUGAUGAGUAUGAUACUGGAGUUGAUAAUCUUCUUAAUCCCAGACUGUAUAUGAUAUGGAACAUGAAUAAGAACACACAUAUUUUCCCAGAAUAUGUGGUUAGUUUCAAAGUGCAUUCUGAUACUAAAGGAUUUCCUGCUGGGAUUGUCGCCAGACCUCAGUUACAAAUGGCACCGGGAUGUGGAGGAGGAUUUCAAGGAAGGGAUGCUUAUUCUAAACAGAAUUUCUUAUUAUUAUUUGCUGUAAUUGCAAAUAAAAUACCUCCAGCUAGUAUGGUGUUAGUUAGAGAAAGUUAUGAUUUGCUCCAGAAAUUGAACAUUAGUCGGAGUGAAUUUAUCAAAAGGCUAAGGAUGAUUGUUGGUGAUCCAGUAUUGAGGUCUUCAAUUCAAAGCCUACCAAUGAUGGAGCGAAAGUAAAAAAUAAAGAAGAGGAUGAUCCUUUGUAUUUGCAUCUAUUAAGAGAAAAAGGAAUGGAGGAAGAAGAAAGAGAUCUGUGUGCUGCUCUGCUUGUUGUUUUCUUUCUUUCUGGUUCUUCAUUAAACUUUUAGUCAACCUUUGGAUGUGAAAAAAAAACUUUAAUAAAGUGAUAUAUAUACAGUUUACCAUAGUUGAAACAUGUGAAUCAACUUUAUAAUACUUGUAGUACUCAUAUAUGGUUUACUUACCCUACUUACCUUUGUUGAA